Molecule: messenger RNA, 1733 nt
Organism: Eupeodes corollae
Lineage: Eukaryota; Metazoa; Arthropoda; Insecta; Diptera; Syrphidae
Gene: Rca1
Exons: 1
Coding region: 215-1627 (470 amino acids)
Biological process (GO): regulation of mitotic nuclear division; negative regulation of meiotic nuclear division
Cellular component (GO): nucleus
Molecular function (GO): protein binding
Source: RefSeq, a predicted model, not a curated record
GGCCAUGUUUCAUUUUAAAUUUGCGUCCGCAUAUUUGUCAUUUUGAGUGUUUUAUUUAUUUGUUUCGUUUAAAAUAAGUGUUUUUGUUAUUUCCUCCAAAAAAUAUUAAACAGUUUUAACAAAUAACGGAUGCGACGCAUACCCAUGUACUGCUAUUCUAUUAAAAUUUUCGGAAUAUCAUAGUCAUAGUGAAAAAAAAGUUAACAAACAAGCCAUGGAUAUUCCAGAAUAUAACUGCGGAGUUCGCCAAGAAGAAAACAAAAAUCAUAAAUUAGCAAAUUCAUAUAUGAUUGCAGUGGACUCAGGAUUCGAAUCCAUAUACAAUGGCUGCACAUCUGUGCUCAUGGAAAAAAGUUUUAGCAGAGAAAGCUUUGACAUUUUCAGCCCAAACUCAACCAAUCGUUCCCCCAUUAAACAAUGCCACUCGGCCUUGAAAUAUCGCGUAUCUACACCAAAAAGUGCAUCCACCAAAAGGCAUUUAUACAGCUCCUUUUAUUCCAGUUCUCAAAAGCGAUCUAAAUCCGAAAACAACGAAAAUGAACCCAUGACUGUUGUUGACAGAAGCUACAAGCCUGAACACAUCAACGAUAGUGCUUGCACCCUCAAAGGAUUGCACAACAAUGGUUUUUCACCACUCAAAAAUAUACUCAGUUCCACAACAAAUUAUCAUCAACUAUCAUUUAUAAAUGAUUCUAGGUUAUCGACCUCGAAGCACUCAACUAGAUAUGAAGAAGAUGAACGUUUUGAACAACCAACUGUUCCCCAAAGGCCAUCAAAAUGUGUGAGAAACGUUGCUCCAUCGGGGAAGAACGUAAAGAGAAAGUUAGAUAUACCUUCAGUGGAUAACAAAGAGCCAGGAAGAAAAUUGUACUUCAAUGGAACCCGAUAUUUAAACAUCAUUGGUAAGCUGGAGCAAUAUCCCUUGACGCUUGAUGAGAUUUUCAGCAGGCUGAGCAGCAAAGAUCUUUUGAACGUGUCACUUGUAUCAAAAAAUUGGAAUUCAAUAGUGAAAUCCAAUCGGAAUGCCAACGCCAGAAUACUACAGUAUCUCAAUGAAUCGCGCAACUUUAAGGAGAAUCUCAAAGAACCUACAAAACCCGCCAUUAAUCUCAACAAACGACAUCCAUUUUCACAGUUCAAUAAUAUAUCUACCUCAAAGAAACCAGAAGACUCAUCAUAUAGUAGUAGUUUUUUUGAAAACCAGAAUGUUGUGCAACAUCUCUGCAAUAACGAGCGAUUGGUGAAGUGCCCACGUUGCAACAGAGGGAGCAUUAUAACUAAUUCGUUAUCUCGUUUGCAUUCAACUUCUUGCGUUUCUGUACCUACCAGUGACUUAACAUUAUUAAAUACAAAAUCUGACAGUAUUUGCGAUACAAAACUUCGAGAGAACAACAUUACUAAAGAGCUACCUCAGACCUCUGAAAACUAUGGUAUUUGUACUAGUGUAGCCUGCAAAUUUAUGUUCUGUCCAAAAUGCUUGUGUGAUUAUCAUCCCGGAAAGGGUUGUCAAAUAUCUGAACCCGAGUCUCCCUCGAAGCUUAUAAUAUGUCAUAAGAAAUUGAAGAUCGACAACAAAUCUAAAUUAAGCUCCAAACGUCAAUCGUUGAGAAGAUUAUGUUUUUCGUAAAAUCAAAAAACAACAUAUUUAAUUUUAAUUUUUAUACUCGUUCUAUGUAUGUAAUUUUGUCAUUUAAUUGAUUAAUUUUUUUUAAUAAACUUUUAUAUUCAAAAUA